AUGAGUAUUUCUGUGUCUCAAACAGACAGUUUAAUGGACGAUAUAAUAUCUGUUAAAAUAACAGAAUUAAAGCCUCAUAAGCUGGUUACAUUAUCCGCUCAAAUCAAAGAAAAACCCAGUGAAAUAUUUAUAUCUAAUGGAUGGUAUAAAGCUGAUAACAAUGGAGAUGUGGACCUUGCUAAAGAUGCUUCAUUAAAUGGUACAUACACUGGAAUAAAUCCAAUGGGUUUUCUGUCCAGUAUGGUUUCUGGUUGUGAUUCAGAUGGGACUCUGGCUCUCCACAAAUCAGAUGUAACUCAACCACAUAAAGUGGAACUCUGUGUUUAUGAUGGGCAUAAACUUUUAAAAGAAUUGUUAUCAGAAGCAUUGAAACCAAUCAGCUCUAUAGUGAUCAAUCGAUGGUAUUUGAAACCUAAUGUUCGCAGAUUGGAAGUGAAUGAAGGAAAAAUCAGAGGCACUCUCUUUAUUCCGGCUGGGAAUUCCACACAUCCUGGUAUCAUAGACUUGUACGGGUCCUCAGGAAGACUAAAAGAGACACGAGCAGCCUUAUUGGCUUCUAGAGGGUUCACCACUCUAGCUUUAGCUUAUUUCCAGUACUUAGACUUACCGUCCACUCUAGCUGAAGUUGAUUUUAGUUAUUUUGAAGAAGCUGUUAGUUGGUUUAAACACCACCAUAAUGUUCAACCAGGAGGGGUGGGGGUUGUAGGCUUAUCUAAAGGUGGUGAAUUUGCUAAUCUAAUGGCUAGAUACAUUCCAGAUAUCAAAUGUAUUGUUAACAUCAAUGGGGCACCAUUUUUAUCAUUUUUUAAUUUAAAAAGAAAUGGUAAAUUAUUCCAGAAAGCUGUAGAAAUUGACUCUUCGAAUAUUUUAGUCGAGAAUAAUGCGUUUACCUUAAAGAACGCCUAUCAAUGUUGUAACAGUGAUAUUAUUCCAUUAUGGGAGACAAAGGUUAAAACAUUGGUUAUCACUGGGCAGGAUGACAGACAAAAUAACUCAGAAUUUUAUCAGAACUUGAGUGACCUGUACCCAAGUGAUAGGAAAGAGAACUUAACUAUACUGAGUUACCCUAAUGCAGGGCAUCUUAUACAACCUCCCUUUACACCUCUUACUACCAGUACUUACGGUGCCAAUUUCUCUGGAAUUAUUCUAGUCAAUGGUGGCACCAAUCCUGGACAUUCUCAUGCACAGACUGGUGCCUGGAAGAAAAUGCUUAAGUUUCUGAAUGAAAAUCUGAACACUUCUAAAAGUCAGUUAUGA
This is a messenger RNA of Lottia gigantea (owl limpet), 1257 nucleotides long. RefSeq lists its product as hypothetical. Bases 1 to 1257 code for a protein of 418 amino acids. Gene Ontology annotation, molecular function: fatty acyl-CoA hydrolase activity. The record is from RefSeq and is a predicted model, not a curated record. The transcript has a single exon. NCBI's taxonomy places the organism in Eukaryota, Metazoa, Mollusca, Gastropoda, Lottiidae. Gene Ontology annotation, biological process: fatty acid metabolic process; acyl-CoA metabolic process.